AUCCUUCCAUCAGCAGCUGGACUGUCUCCACUCCACAUCUCUCCAAGCCGAGCCUACUCCCUCCUCGCCAGAAUAGCCAAUGAGUUUCGGCAGAGGAGGAGGGAAAAAAAAAAUCAGGCAGUGUGUUAUGGCAGCGCAUUAAACAAGAGUGUCCAAGAGUAAAGAAGAACGACAGGUAGGAAGAAUUUGAUCUAGGCUACUAAAAGCAACUUCAUGACCUGUCUCUCGUCGCCACCGAGUCAGAAGGGCCUGUCUCCUGUGAGCGUGCCACGUCUUCACUGAGAUCCCUCAGCCGUCUGCUAGAUUUUCCUUCAUCCUUCGGAGAAACCAGCAGCCUCCCACCGUACCUCUUCUUUCCCUGAGCCACGAUGAAUGAUGUUCAGGAGGCCACCUCCCCUGCGACCAGCCUCAGCGGUCCAGCUACCUGUGUCUCCAAAGUAGAGCUGCGUGUGUCUUGCAAAGCUCUGUUGGAUCGAGACACGCUUAAUAAGUCUGACCCCUGCGUCAUUCUGAUGGUACAGACCAAUGGACAGUGGACCGAGCUGGACAGGACAGAAGUCAUCAAGAGCAACUUGCACCCAGUCUUUGGAAAGGUUUUCUCCCUGGAUUAUUACUUUGAGGAGGUUCAGAAGCUGCGAUUCGAGGUCUACGACAUCCAUGGCACUCACAGCAUUGGGACCCGUGACGAUGACUUCCUUGGAGGGGUGGAGUGCACUCUCGGCCAGAUUGUGGCUCAAAAGAAGAUGGUGAAGCCUUUGUUGCUGAAGUACGGGAAAUAUGCCGGCAAAUCCACCAUCACAGUGCAUGCUGAGGAAAUUUCUGGCAACAACGGAUAUGUAGAGCUCUCCUUCUGUGCCAAGAAGCUUGACGAUAAGGAUCUCUUCAGCAAGUCAGACCCCUUUUUGGAAAUAUAUCGAAUCAAUGACGAUCAAACCGAACAGCUUGUGCACAGAACUGAGGUGAUCAAAAACAACCUGAAUCCAGUGUGGGAGCCCUUCAAAGUGUCUCUCAUAUCUCUGUGCAGCUGUGACGAAGAUCGAAAGCUUAAGUGCCUAGUGUGGGAUUAUGACUCCAGGGGGAAGCACGACUUCAUCGGCGAGUUCUAUGCCACUUUCAGAGAAAUGCAGAAAAUUUCCAGUGGAAAUAAGGUGUCGUGGGAUUGUGUGAAUCCAAAGUACAAACAGAAGAAGAGAAACUAUAAAAAUUCGGGAGUUGUCAUUCUCUCUGACCUUAAGCUCCACAGAGUUUACUCCUUCUUAGAUUACAUCAUGGGAGGAUGCCAAAUUCACUUUACGGUUGCCAUUGACUUCACAGCCUCCAAUGGAGACCCCAGGAACAGCUGCUCAUUGCACUACAUCAACCCUUACCAGCCCAACGAGUACCUGAAGGCUCUGAUAGCAGUAGGGGAAAUCUGUCAAGACUAUGAUAGUGACAAACGAUUCUCAGCUUUGGGGUUUGGUGCCAGAAUCCCUCCAAAUUAUGAGGUGUCCCAUGACUUUGCCAUUAAUUUCAACCCAGAAGAUGAUGAAUGUGAAGAGAUCCAAGGAGUGGUUGAAGCAUAUCAGAAUUGCCUUCCUAAGAUCCAGCUGUACGGCCCAACAAACGUUUCUCCAAUCAUUAACAGGAUAGCCAAGCUGGCAGCUGGUGAUGGCAAUAUUAAAGAUGCGUCUCGAUACCACAUCUUGCUCAUCCUCACGGAUGGUGUAGUGACAGACAUGGCAGACACCCGUGAAGCCAUUGUACGAGGCUCUUACCAGCCCCUCUCCAUUAUCAUUGUCGGUGUGGGCAAUGCAGACUUCACAGACAUGCAGAUUUUGGAUGGAGAUGACGGAGUCCUACGCUCACCAAAGGGCGAGCCGGUCCUCAGGGACAUUGUACAAUUUGUGCCCUUCAGAGACUUCAAAACGGCUUCACCAGCAGCCCUGGCCAAAUGUGUCCUGGCAGAGGUGCCCAAGCAAGUUGUGGAGUACUACAGCCACAAGGCCAUCUCCCCUAUGUGUCCUGUUAGGGACUUGUCAACCCCCAUCCUCACCCCAGUUGCCACCACCCCAACAGAAUAACCACCCACCCUGACCUCGUGACCAAGCUUCGACCGCAGCAUCAGUGUGGCAAACUGAGAGAAAGAGGACGCAUGCCUCACUACUUUGGACAAGAACUAAAGAGAAAAUCCUUCUAAAUGUGUUGUUAGUAUGUAUUUCAUUUUUUCACCCAAAGCAAAGUGUUUACACGCAAGGACGACCGAGAUCGGGGGUAAUAUUUAUCUGCUCAGUGUGGCUCAAGCUCUUUUCUCUGGCUGUGCAAAUUGACCAUCCAGCUGUUUCAGCAUCGUCAAGAAAGAUUGUGUAUUUUUUUUAAUUGCCAUUAUUUUUUAUGCAUGCAGACCAAUUCCUCAGUGCUGAUCCACUGAUCGAAGACAGGCUUAUUAUUCUUUAUUACAUAACUGCCCUGACUACAACUGUAAGAACUGUGAAUGACACCCCUUAUCAGACAACAGAAAAACAAUCAAUACUGCAUGUGGUUUGCAGUUUUAACUAUGUACAGGUUGCCAUUGAUGUAUUUUGUGUAUAAUAAUUAUCUAAAAAACAAAAUUAAUCGAUUUCCACAUAAUAAGGUAAACCCAAUGAGAAAACAGCUGUACGGGUGUUUAUCUUUCACCACCUCCUACUUGUUUACCUUGAAUAUCUGUGAAACUUGAGAUGACAUAAAGCUAUAGCACCUGCGAUAUUUGCUAAUGCUUCGGCUCUUUAUAUGCUUUUCCAUUUAGCAUAUGUGUGUCACCUCAUUGUAACAAAAGAUUGUAAAGGACUGCCUUCUCUGAGGCUAGCUGUGAACAACUUGGAAUGACGUUUCUCUCAGGGGGAUGUCAGCUAUGAAAAUCCUGCUUCAUACCUAGUGAAUCCUUCCGCUCUGAAUUGUCCUUUGUUAUUGUCGUCCCGUAAGUCAAUCAUUCUUCAGGUUUCCACAGGAAAUUUCAGUUUCCUGUUUAUUGCUUUUUAUAUGCUCUAUAAUUCCACUCUAUGUUUAAUUAGACGUUUAACUGGAAAGAAGUUUGAAUCAAUUCAAGACACAAAGCUGAUCGCAGCAAGAACUUUUAUGUUUUCAGUAAUACUCAUGAAGUUCAUUUAUUAACAGAGAUCGUUACUAAAUUUCAUCAUGUAAUAGAAAUUAAAUAGAAACCCCUGUUGCUCUGUUGAGCUUUACGAUGUUGACCAUAUUCAUUAAGUUAAAUGCUUACCUACACUCCAGAGGCUGUCUCUUCAUAUUGUUCAGAGUGAAAAAGUAAAGAAUCUUAUAAACAGCAGUGUGAUAUUUUGGCCUCAGUAUUUUUUUUUUAAUAAUAUUUCAGGCGGGAUUUAUCACUGUAAGCCUUUUCAUCUGUUUGAGAUCAUUGUAAAUAUCUGGAUGAAUCCUGACAUUUAACUAAAAAGGGGGUGUCAGAGUGGCAGUUAAUCCAAGGACAGUGCAAAACGUGUUUUAUCAGUUAUAUAAGGGAACCUUGACACCUCAGAAAACAAAAUACAUUUUACUUCAUCAAGCAGAUAUUUUCAAAAUACUGAUUCACUCCAGAUCUAUACCUGACUCAGCUUUUCAAAAAUAUGUAUAUAUAUGUCAUUCUCUGACGUUAACACAAUAAAUUUGGUUUUAUUUGGUUCCCUUAAAUAUAAAACUAAAUUUAAUUGAGUUUUUAAUUGUAUAAUUUAACUAAAGUUCAACAGUGUUACAGAUUUAUGCUGUUGAUAAUGUUCUAAGGUCCAAAGAAAAUGUAACAUUGCCCUGUUUUCAAACUAAACUGCACACGAGAUAUUACUUGAACUGAAUAGUUCAUGAUUUAAUGUUGGCUCUGGUAAUAACCCUAUGCUUUGUAUCUUUGCUUAGUGUCUUAAUGUUUUUGCUUUUGUCUUACAUGGUGUAUUUGUGGGAUGUCUGGUUCUGAAUGGUAAUUCACUUGGACAGAACACUGCCAUUAAAUGUACAGGAAAAAAUAGUCUCUACACUCUCUACAGCUACUCUAACAUUCACAUAUCUACCCCAAGGUACAAAUAAUAAUCUGACUUUGAUUUGUCCUCUAGUGUCUAACCAGCGUUCCCCAGAUGCACACACUAUUGGCUUCCCAUGAAUCCACCCAAGCACAGCUACCUCUGCUGUCGUCUGCUCUCUGAACUCCUUUGAAGCUCUAUUGAGGAUUCUUCUGUCACUGCAGAUCACAGGAUGAGGCCUAUUGAUUCAGCAGGCCCAGAUUUGGAAAUACACUCAUCUAGUCAAACGCAAAUAUUCCUGGAGGGAGCUUGGUCUUAGCUCCACGUCAUUUAACAAGUACUCUGCUGAAAUAAACAACAAUUGACUUUUUUAUUAUCAUUAUUCAUUAAGAAACCUUGUCUUUCCUUUAGGAUUCCUAAUUAGGAUAAAAAAACAGAAGAGCAUCUUCAAAGGAACCAAUCAUGUGCUUUCCCAUGAUACUUAGUGUGACUAAAUAAGGCAAAUAUCACAGAUCUCAGCCAAUAUUUCUGUUCUUUGAUGGUAAAAAAAGCUCACAUAUUAAUAUCUAAUAGGCAUUGGCGCUUCUUCUUCUGUGAUUCGUGCGUUACAUGGCAAUACACUUACCUGAAUCAACUUACUGCCACUGCCUCAGGUUAUGAGCUGCACCGCCUCACACAGUUCAUCGUCCUGUAACUUUGCAUUUUUAUGAAAUGUAACUUUCAUGAGAACAACCCAAAUGUUAUUCCAUGUUAUUUUAAAUUUAUUUUAUUAUCCAAUAAGUAACAUAAAUAUGCCAAAAUAGCUCUCGUGCUCCUCUGAGGUUAUCAACAUAUUUGAUGUCUUUUCGAACUGCACAUUAAACCAUGAUACCUCCACUUAUUUGCCCUAUACAGAUAUCUCUCCACAUUCUUUUUCAAUAAUUUUUAACAUCAUGUUUCAUUGCAAUCAGUCAUGUACGAAAUUCUCACAUUUUUAAAGAAUAUUCCAUAAUUGUGUGCUUGCAGCUCUGUGGUGUCAUCUUCUACGCUCCAAACAUCAGAAAAUUCUCCAUUUAAGUUGUACAUUUUUGUCCUAUAGUGCAAAAGUAAGCUGAAACACUGGAGAUAAUAAGAGCACAGUUCAUGUGGCCGUCUUGCACUGCAGAUUAAAAAAAGCUGGGACGAAUCCACUGAGCUGCUUAUUUCCCCUUAUCUGUACUUGUGCCAUUGUCAGACAAAAUUAACAAGUCCUACAUUUUACACCACAUAAAUGUAUUUGCAAUUUCCCUUACACACACACACCGUUUCUCUCUGUCUUUUACCAGUGUACUAUUAAUCAGACUAAGGUUUGCAGCCCAAAACUCUAAUAUGCAACUGUUGCAACUACAGGCCUUGUGGGUAUAUAAAGCAACCCAUGCAUCAUUAGUAAAUAUUUGAUUUCUUUAAAUGAAAGAAAGGGUUUAUUGCAUGCUUACUUUUAUUGUUAAGGUGUGCUGUGCAGUAAUUCCUUUGGAUUUUAAUCAUAUGCUAAUAUGCAAGCCUGCAUUUGCACAAACAUCUGCUCCUGUACUGUAGUUUUACGCUCUCUGUCUUGCUGUUAGUUAAAUAAAUCUCAUAAUUUGACUGAAACU
This is a messenger RNA of Mugil cephalus (flathead mullet), 5587 nucleotides long. It is a transcript of the gene cpne7, whose product is annotated as copine VII. Gene Ontology annotation, biological process: cellular response to calcium ion. Bases 369 to 2060 code for a protein of 563 amino acids. The transcript is spliced from 17 exons. Gene Ontology annotation, molecular function: calcium-dependent phospholipid binding. Gene Ontology annotation, cellular component: plasma membrane. The record is from RefSeq and is a predicted model, not a curated record. NCBI's taxonomy places the organism in Eukaryota, Metazoa, Chordata, Actinopteri, Mugiliformes, Mugilidae.